CAGAAAAGCAGCAACCAACUUGAUCUUGGUGCCAUCGAGGAACUGCUCGUCGAACAUAGGCUGGCUCUUCCACUUCACAUAGCCCAUCCUGGCAUACCAAUCUUCAGUGCUGCUUCCUUUCUUUGGUGCUUGUUGACCAAAUCUGGCCCACACGCCACCCCAUUCUUCCGAGUCAUCCUCGGUGUAUCGUCGGUCCAAAGCAGUCAGGGUUAUUGCUUCGCAGUGAGGUGAGCCGUAGGGGGGCACUUUUGCCCAAGAUUCAAGCGCCUGAACCGCUUUUCGGCCAAGCCCUCCGCGGUGCUCGGGUCGGAUGAAGAGUGACGAGAGAUAAAGGAUAGACUUGUCCGGUCGGGCGAGCUCCUCAUUAGGGGGGCUCAUCUCGCUGACCAAAGCAAUAUGUCCUGCGCACCGGUCUGGAAGGGGGAGAUGGGCAAGAGACGGCGGGACAAUCCAGAACAUUGCUCUGGUUCCGGCAUCCAUGGCUGUUCGCCAAGCCUCGAUAUCCGAUGCCAUCUUGUCCCAGCCACAGAGAUCUCGUUGAUGAAGAAGCUCGUCGAACUCGACAGGGUCGUGCAGGUCUAUGAUUUGCAAUAGGCUGCUCAUCUUGUUGUGCGGAGAUAUCAAUGAACAAAGAGUCGGAAGCCGAAGGGUUGCUGUUACCAGAUAGCGCGAUUCUCUAGGCGAUAGGUGACGGAAACACUGGAGUGGACAUCUUGCGGGGCCUCCAGCCGGAAAAACAGCGCCACCGAACAUCACGACAAUCCGACGCCAUCUCAAAGACACUGAGAGAGAUAACAUGGUCAGUUUAAUGUUUCAAGCCGAUCAGCGCGUCGAAAUCUUACACAAAUCAUUCCGGCGCCUUCAGAAGCGCAACUUUUCAAUUCUGCGGUCGCUCCGUCAGGCGUGUGUCUCCCCGAGACUGGUUGGCUGAUUGUGAAGGGCACUCGUGGUGUUUCUUUUUGGAGGUCAAAAUGCGCAAUACGAUGUCUGUGAGGUUGUCUCACCUCGGCGACCUCUUUUCCGAUUGGGUCAUUGCGGUUGCUGUCCGAAGAAGCACCAGCUGAAGCUUAAAUCCGACCGCGAUUUCCGGCUCGGGCCUGUCCGCUGAGUGGACCGUGAAUGCAGGGAGCUGCGCCUCCUCUCACGACCUGUCAUGAGAUUUGAGGUCGCGCAAGAGAAAAGCACGAUGACGCCCUGUUUUCUAUUCCAUUUCAUUUGCGCAAAGACGCGGUAGAGAAUAGCCAGGUAAUGUUUUUGGAUUUUUAUGCAAUUUCCACAAGGUAGUGCUGGACUCCAACUUCCAGCCGCGAUCAUGUCCACGGCGAAUCCCAUGCGAUAUCCCACUCUUCAAUUCUGCAGGAGAACAUUUGGCACACUAUUAUUGUUUCUCGCCGCGACUCCAACAUCUGGCGACAGCUCCUUCCUUGCCAAUGCUGUCCCCCAGAACUUGAACGACUUUUACCAAGGGCUGAAGGAGAGGGUCGCGUCGUGCCAACAUAGCUUGGCCGGGGGCUUUUACAGCAUUGAUGAUGGCACAAACACCACCUCAUACUGCACCAAUGACCCCCAUCGACCCUCCAUCAUCUACCUCUCCGGCGGCAAUGGAACCCUUUCCAACAUGGAUGUCGACUGCGACGGCGUGCAAAGUGGUAGUCAAGACGACGGAAGGUGCUCGUUAGGAAGAAGUCCGGACUACCAAGACGCGACGGCUUUCCGAGACCUCAUCCAGUCCUUCAAAGUUGGCAUAUCUGACCUUAACACUUAUGUACACCCGUAUGUCGUCUUUGGAAAUAGCGGUAGCAAACCUGGUUGGCGGACGUUUGACCCAACAGACUACGGCGUGAGACCAUUGUCUGUCAUGGCUGUUGUGUGCCCAGGCAACAAGCUGGUGUAUGGCAUCUGGGGCGACACAAAUGGAGAUGACGGCGACAAUCCCAUGGUAGGCGAGGUAAGCAUAGCGCUUGCCACCGCCUGUUGGGGAAAGAAUAUGACAGGUGACAGCGGCUAUGACGGAAUGGAUGUGCUGUAUGUGGCGUUUACGGGCGAAGAUGCAGUGCCUGGCAAGGAUGGGGCUGAUUGGGCUGCCAAAGAUUACGAUUCCUUCGAAAGGAGUAUCCAGCCACUUGGGGAGAAGCUGGUUCAAAGGAUGAGAGGCGUUGCGGUGGGGAGGAAGGCCAUAAGCUUGUGGGCUGUGGCCGGAGGUGCCCUCGCUGGUGGCUUGUGGCUUGCUUCGUGA
This is a messenger RNA of Podospora pseudopauciseta, 2236 nucleotides long. RefSeq lists its product as uncharacterized. The record is from RefSeq and is a predicted model, not a curated record. The transcript has 2 exons. Bases 1265 to 2236 code for a protein of 323 amino acids. Gene Ontology annotation, molecular function: chitosanase activity. Lineage: Eukaryota; Fungi; Ascomycota; Sordariomycetes; Sordariales; Podosporaceae.